This is a messenger RNA of Ctenopharyngodon idella (grass carp), 2828 nucleotides long. RefSeq names its product GPRIN family member 3b (gene gprin3b). The record is from RefSeq and is a predicted model, not a curated record. Gene Ontology annotation, biological process: neuron projection development. The transcript has 2 exons. NCBI's taxonomy places the organism in Eukaryota, Metazoa, Chordata, Actinopteri, Cypriniformes, Xenocyprididae. The coding region runs from base 252 to 2240 and encodes 662 amino acids. Gene Ontology annotation, cellular component: plasma membrane.
GUUCGGAUGCGCUUGGAAGGCGUGGUUUUAUCUCACUGACACGCGCCUAACAUUCUUUCAUUGAUAAUCCGUCGAGUGCACUAACUAGUGUACGAGCAGCGCGACAAUUGCGCACUAAUCAAAAGGAAAAUGAUGUGAGACAGACGCACACGUACCAGGGAAGUCUUGAAGGGGACAAUAUCAGGCUUUCAGAGGGGAACCAAAUUGGAAUAUUCUGACUUUGGAUUUUCAUUACAUAAAAGGGAUUCAACAUGGAAAAUGUACCAAACCCCAAAAGGACUGUCACUGUCCAGAUGAUGCCUCAGCUCACCAGUAUAGAUGUGCUGGGAAAUAAAGAGUUAAAUGCUAACUGGGACAUUGAGCCAAAGUUAACCUUAAAUCAGGAUUGCUCAGAUCAGGAUAAUAUGCAUCUCAAUUCCUCCAUCAAAGAUUCCCACACCACUCUUCUUGGAGGGACUGUCCUUGAAGACAAACACGUGUCGUCCCAUGGCAGCGAAGAACACAGGCAACCUCAAAAUAGUCACGUAAACAUAAAGACCUCAGGUCAGUGUGCCAAGAGCACUGAAGGUAGAAAAACUGAUUGCGAUAUGAAUUCAAAUUCAAAAACUGUCCUUUCGACAUCCAGCCCAUCAUCUACAACUACAUAUAACGCUGACCAGGAGAGAAAUGGCAAUAGCACAACAAAGGCACUUCAAAAUGAACAACAUGAGCCCAAAGUACAGAGCAAAGCAUCAGUAGUUCAAGAAACUAGUGCGAUCAAAGUGACUCUGCACAAUCAAACGCCAAGCCAGGCUCGGGCUCCCAGCACCAACAACACAAUCAAGGACAUGUCACUUUUAUCUGAAUCAAAAGAUGUGAGUUGCACCACCAGCAUAAGCAUCAGCAGUUCCCCGCUUGAACGGGUAUCCACUACCAAUGCUCCUAAAACCAAUCACUCAGUGACCAAAACAUCUGGACCAGCACCUGGGACAAGAAUUCAGACCCCGCAACCACACGAGAUCCAUCAUAUGCCGGUUAAAGAGGACAAAUGUAGCAAUGACGGCGUGAAGGAUUUUAAACCACCAGGAACUGCUCAAGAGACUUCUUCUGGACGCCCAUCUUCAGCUAACAGUGCAAGUCACUCGGUCCACACGGAAGUGAUUGAUGAGGAGGUCCAAACACAGGGAGCUGCUCCUGAAGAGCAGAAGCAGGUCCACUGUAAACUCUAUCGUGAGGCAUCUACCAUGACUUCAGCAGCUGAGUUUGGCGACCAACCCGGCACGCAACGGCAUGACGUGGAGGUGCAGGCGGUUGCUACAGUCUGCAGUCAAUCUACAGCCACUAGCCCUAGUCUUCUGUCUCUACAACCCCAUCGGAGAUCAGUUGGCCUACUACCUGAGGAGAAUGACAGUAUAGCAGUGGUCGUUGGGGUGAAGACCACCUCAGAGGUCCCAUCUGUUGUUGCAUCCAGUACGAUCCUCCCUGGGAAGCCUCCAAAGUCAGACACAGUGAUGGUGCAUGUAGAUGCUGACCUUCAGGAAAAGUCCAAGCUUGGGCCCAAGCCUAAAGAGCCUCAACACAACAGCCAAAGAGGAUUUUCGCCGCUUCAACCGGUUUAUCAGAUCAAUAUCGAGACCUGCAGCCAAAGCAAACAGUCAAACGAGACUACCUGUCACCUUCAGAGCCAGGGUUCACCUGCGGUCUCAGCAUCUGGUCCUCAUAAAGUGGCAUGUGUGCAGGAGCCCAAGACAACAUCUGCUCAGAUCUGCCAGGAUCUGCCAGAAAAAUCGGCCAAGCCUCCUGCAUUGAAAUCCAAGGAGGCAAGUUCUGCAAAACCUCCAAAGGACAUCACAAUGACCACUCCUCCAACAUCAAGCUCGACACCACAAAGUAAAAAGACAGAGCGCCAACAGAAGGGAGCGUCAAAGCAGGAGCAUGAGAAAGAAGACCAAGAGGAGGAGAGUACCAAGCAAUCCAAGAACAGUGUGCAUGACGUUGUGUGGGACGAGCAAGGGAUGACAUGGGAGGUAUACGGAGCGUCUGUGGAUCCAGAGUCGCUGGGAUUUGCUAUUCAAAGUCACCUGCAGUGCAAAAUCAAGGAGCAUGAGAAGAAGAUCAUCACCCAGGCGACUAUCAGAAAAUCCUUGUCUUCGCCUCCUGGCAAGAAGAACAAGAGGAGGCAGGUUAACAUCAACUUCAGGUCCAUGUUCCAAAAUGUCCGCCGACCCAACUGUUGCGCACGUCCGUCUGUACUAGAAUGAAAGAUGAUUGGUUUUCAUUGAGAGGACAAUGUGAUCUUCCAUGAGACUGUGCAAAGCAUGUUGGAAGAUGUCUCUCGUUUGUUUUUUGAAGAGUUUGUUAAACAUAGAAAUGGUGAUUUGAGUGUUAUGUGGAGAACAGUAAUGUUAAAAGAAAAUAUUUUUAGAAAAAGAUGAAAUUAUUUAUGGUGAUAGUAAAGCUAUAACAAUGUUUAGAGUGCAAUGGCAAUAAUUAUAAUUAAUAUAAUAAUAACAGUAAUGAUAAUAUGUAGCAAUCUGCAUGUGUAUUAGUUCAGAAUGGCAGUCUUCUAAAUACCCAAGAUUAUGCACUGUACUGACGAGCAGAUGUAUGCAUAUAACCCUUUUUACCGACUUUGUUUAGUUGAAUAUCUUUUUAAACUUUAGUAGGUUUGUUUGGUAAAUAUUUGUUUUGCAUAAUUUUGUUUGUAACACUGUUGAUUUAUUGUGAAUAUAUUUUAUUUUAUUUAGAAAAAAACAAAACAAAAGAGCUUCACAAUGCUUAUUAUUAUCAUAUUUGGUGUAAACUGAGCCUGUUUAUGAUUUUAUAUUAAAAUAGUUUGGCAAGCAUUU